Molecule: messenger RNA, 2306 nt
Organism: Chelonus insularis
Lineage: Eukaryota; Metazoa; Arthropoda; Insecta; Hymenoptera; Braconidae
Exons: 1
Coding region: 22-2274 (750 amino acids)
Source: RefSeq, marked provisional
UUUAUUUUAGUAGGAUAUAAAAUGGGUAUAAGUAGCUAUGUUGAGCAAGGUGAUAAAAGCAAGCUUAAUGGAAAUGGAGUUGUCGCUAUUGAUAACAGUAUUAAUUCACUGGUCAAUUUUCUAGAUAAACUAUUAAAAUGUAUUCAUGAUACUCUGGAUCAACUAGAAAACUACUAUCAAACAUACAUGUCAGCAGUACAAACGACAACAGAGUGGAAUAUUAGUGGAAAAACAUCCAAGGAACAAAAGAGAAUUGAUUCCAAGUAUAAUUAUAUAAAAAAUCAAUUGGAGGAAUUUUUGAUUUGCAUUGUUAAAGAUUAUGCAGAAUUUAUACAAGAUGCUUAUGAAAUUAGAACAUUGCAUGAACAAUAUAACUUUCAUAUUAAUUAUUUACAAAAAUUAUCACUCGAAAAUAAGAAAAUGGAUGAAUUAGAUUCUCUAAUACCUAAAGUGGAAAAAAUGAAAAAGCAAAUAGAUAAAGUAGUUUUGCAAUACAAUGGAGAAGUUACAAAACUUAGUUAUCUGAAAUUGAAUUUACGAUAUCGAGUCAUAGUUUAUCGAUCAUCUUUCACUGGACAAUCAUUUUCAAUUCCGAUUAAUGUACUUAUACGAAACUUCAAAAAUCUUAUUCAAUCCAACAAGUUGGUAGUUAUAGCUGAGCAAAUACAUGCUUCACUUCUAGAGCAACCUCUUUCUAAUAUACAAAUUUUGUCUGAUGAACCUGAAUUAAUUUAUGCACGAACAGUCAAUGUGGAUCCAUUGUUGGUUGAUAUAACUGAAAGAGAAAGCAAACGAUCUUCCAGUACUAAGCCUCCAGAACCAGAAUCUCCACAUCCAAACCUCUAUAGAGAAAAAUAUGUCAAAAUUGGUCAACCAAGUAAGGUAAGCACCAUUUUGACACAAUUGAAAAAACGAAAACAAGAUUCAUCUUUAAAAGAUGUAGAACUUGCAAAGCAAGAGCAGCCACCAGUAAAAGUAAAUAUAAAAUCAGUUGCUGAACCUUUAUCUGUUCAAAUUGCUAAACCAGAAUCUUCAAAAAUCAGUGGACCAAAUGAUAAAGAAUCAAUGUCUAUAGAUUUACCUUUAACAGCAGUUAGGAAACGACAAAGAGAUCUAAGUACACCAGAAGGUGCAGAACCUCAAAGUUUAGGAGUAGAAAAAUCAGAUGAAAGUGAAAUAAAACAAAAACGCAGAGGUUUAAAUGAUGAAACUAAAUCUACUGUAGAAAGUGAGAUAGAUGUAACCAACACUGAAGAUAUACCAGAAGACACCUCAUCAAUGCCAAGUUUAAGGGAUGAACUGCUAGAAGCUAAAAAACCAAGCACAUCUAGUACCUCUGGUAGUCCAAUUCAACCUCAGUCAAGGAAAAGUAUACUGAAGCAGAAAUUCAAACAAAGACUUGAACAGAAACGGAAACAAUCUCGAAAAAUUCGAAUGAAAGUCAAAAAAUCUAAACCAAAAAAGUAUGUCGCUACAAAAUCUGUACCAGAAUUGAGUGCGAUUAGAGAACAAAAAAGCAUUACUAAAGAAUUUUAUGAAAAAACAUACAAACAAUUGGAAAGCAAGAUUAGUAAUAUUGAGAUGUAUGAAAACGAAGCAAUUGUCGAUAAAAAUAAUGAAUUAUGCAAAAAAUAUCAUGAAAUGCAAAGAGUACUUAAUAAUCGUCAGAAAGACUUGGACGAAACUAAACGUGAAAUAGAGGAAAUUCUUCAAUCUGAAAUUAAGACAGCGGAAGAACAAAGAAAUUUAAAAGAGAAAGAAAAAAUGAUCGAAAAAUUCACAACAAUAAUAGUUAAUACUGAAUUAGAAAUUCGAAGAAUACAAUAUCAAGUACGAAAACUAGAUAAGCAAGAUUAUGAUGUACAAAUCUAUAAAAAUAUCUUAUACGAUGCACAAAAACAUUUAUGUCAACGAUUGUUGGGGCAACUGAACAAAAAGUUAGCACUGGAGACUGAUGAUGAAGAAAAGCAAAAACUUCGAGUAGAGAUACAAAGAUUGAAAAAAAGAAUAGAAAAGAUCUCUUUUGAAAUAGAAGAUCUGCAUUCAAGCUACAUGCUAAGGAAACAAAGGAGAAUGAUAUCAGGUCCUUACAAGACUAAUUUCUGUAUCAAAAAUACUCUAGAUGCAGAAAUAUGGGGAAGGAAAUAUGGUGGAGCAGAGUACCAACCAGGUUUAGUGAAUGAUCCUCUUGCAGUGCGAGAAAAGGAACUGGUGCAAAAAACUAUUCCUUCUUCUGCUCCUAUAAAUAUAUUAAUUCCUAAAAGGAAACCUUAAUAAAUAAAAAUUGAAAAAUUGAGCAAAUAUUU